This is a messenger RNA of Helobdella robusta, 1350 nucleotides long. RefSeq lists its product as hypothetical. The coding region runs from base 1 to 1350 and encodes 449 amino acids. The record is from RefSeq and is a predicted model, not a curated record. The transcript is spliced from 7 exons. Gene Ontology annotation, molecular function: protein binding. Lineage: Eukaryota; Metazoa; Annelida; Clitellata; Rhynchobdellida; Glossiphoniidae.
AUGGGUCUGCCAACAACAACAUUAAUUACAUCAACAACAACAACGUCAUUAAUCGAAGCACUGCUAGUAACAACAUCAACAACAAUAACAUCAGUGACAUUAAAUCACCUGCUUCCAAAUCAUUUAUACGAGUUUAUGCUGAUGAUUAGAAGUCGCAGUGAAAUAGUUCUUUUUUCAGAUAUCGUUGUAGCCAAGACUAAACGAGAGUCGACCCUCGAUGACGUAACUGCUUAUCCCAUCCAAUCACACAAGCCCCAUCGGCCAACGAACUUGACCUUGAAGUUGACCUCCCACGGGUCACUACUCAUCUCCUGGCAUUCUCCCGCCUUUUUUAGCCAAACGCUCCAUCGACGUCACACAGACGGGCAUACAAAUUCGGCCCAGGAUUUUCCAAGUAACUGUAUCCACGGUGACGAGAAUAGGGUCGGUGCGGUAAAGUAUGUUGGUUUUACCGGUGAAAAUUCUGGUGAAGAUGGUGCUAAUGUUGGUGCUGGUGGUGGUGAUGUUACAGAUCGCCAUUAUAACGACGAAGAGGAAGAAAACGAAGAUGAUGCAUGGGAAAUGGAAAAAUUGUUGUUGAUUAACUCACUGGCAGACGAGCAGCAAGAAGAUGAAACAGCCAACAACAACAACAUCAGCAACAACGACCACGACGACCUCAACACAGCAAACCACAACUUCAGCCACAACAUCCACAACUACAGCCACAACCACAACAACAACAACAACCUUAAAACAAAAACCUGCUACCAACUCCAGUACAAAACCCUCAACAACCAUUGGAUAACACUGACAGACGUGCCUUCAACUAACCACACCUACAACUGGCCGACAGUUAGUCGCGGGACAACCUACCACUUCCGGGUUAUUCCAAUUGUUGUGGUUGACCUUGAAGCCCUUAAGGACGGUUACAGUCACGUGAACGAUCAUUUCAAGGUCAAGAAAGGGCUGGUUAUUGAGGGAGAGGCCAGUGAAGUCGUUGCCAUUGAAACUGGAGACCCAAUAGGCAAUCAGAGACAGUCGUACGACACCAGUGCGGUAAUGUUAGGCGGAGUGACCCUCGUACUAUUUAGCGCGUUCCUCCUCAUCAUCCUCUUCAAAUGCCUGGGCUAUUACAGAAAGAGAAGGAAAAUAGGAAAGAGUAUUGUUAUAUCGACUGCGGAUGUUGACCAAGAUACGAUGUUCAUCGAACCUCACAACAACAACAACAGCAGCAGCCAACAGUCGCGUCGCCAACAUUUCGACUACACAACAACAGCAACAACAACUAUGACGUCAGCUGCUGGCCCGCUUCCCGAUUUCAACUCCUCAUACGUCAAGCAGCGAUCAAUCAAGGAAACGCCGAUAUGA